Messenger RNA from Dentiscutata erythropus, 1110 nucleotides. The record is from the annotation of a GenBank genome assembly. NCBI's taxonomy places the organism in Eukaryota, Fungi, Glomeromycota, Glomeromycetes, Diversisporales, Gigasporaceae.
CAAUAUUAUAUUUCAUAAAUAUCUCGAGUACCCAAGAUGUCUCAACGGAUGGUUCAUGCGGUUCUGAUACGAAUACCGUAUGCCCCGACGGCUAUUGCUGUUCUCAGUAUGGUUACUGCGGUAAUACACCUGAUUUUUGUGAUAUAGAUCAAGGAUGCCAACAAGAUUAUGGUACCUGUGGCCAAAGUUCGAGUACCCAAAACGUCUCAACGGACGGUUCAUGUGGUCCUGAUACGAAUACUGUAUGCCCCAACGGCUAUUGUUGUUCUCAAUAUGGUUAUUGUGGUAAUACACCCGAUUUUUGUGAUCCGAAUCAAGGAUGUCAAGAAGGAUAUGGCACCUGCGGUCUUUCAGAUAACAAUAGCACUAGUGAUGACGGCAUAACAGUCAUCUACACUUGUCAAUAUCCUAAUACUAUAGCGUUGACUUUUGAUGAUGGUCCACGCCCUUGGACGAAUGACUUACUCGAUACACUAGAUGAUUCUGGUAUAAAAGCUACCUUCUUUAUCAAUGGCCACAACGCAUAUGAUUAUUGUAUCUACGACUAUGCCGAAAUUAUACAACGUGCUUACUCUUCAGGUCACCUAAUCGCCCAUCACACAUGGUCCCACCCAUAUUUGACCGGAGUCGAUUCUGAUGAAAUAACCUACCAAUUGGAUUUCUUAAACACUGCUUUUAAGAAAAUUCUUGGUGUUACUCCAAGAUAUUUCCGGCUUCCGUAUGGUGAUGGUGUCGAUAGUUCGGCCAUAAGAUCUGCUCUAAUAGCCAACGGAAUGGAUAAAAUCGUAAUGUGGGAUGUUGAUCCACAGGAUUCUAUAGAGGGUGUCACCGAAUCACAGAGUGAAGAAACUUUUGAUCAAGAGACUAGUGAUCUAAAUCCCCAUAUCGUGAUAAGUCACGAUAGGAUUGAAACUACAGUUAAUCAAUUGGUCCCUCAUGAGAUUUCUCAGUCAACUAACAAUGGGUAUCAAUUUGAUACGGUGGCUGGGUGUGUCGGAGAUGGGGACUCAAGCAAUUGGUAUAAUGUUGAUACUGGAUCAUUUGGUACAAGGGACGAAACUUGGACAUGUACUUCAGAUGAUAUGCAUAAUUCGUUUGAUACAUCACCUA